This is a messenger RNA of Cydia strobilella, 321 nucleotides long. RefSeq lists its product as uncharacterized. The coding region runs from base 1 to 321 and encodes 106 amino acids. The transcript has a single exon. Lineage: Eukaryota; Metazoa; Arthropoda; Insecta; Lepidoptera; Tortricidae. The record is from RefSeq and is a predicted model, not a curated record.
AUGUUGAGGUGGGCGGCCGGUGUGACGAGACUCGAUAAAGUACGUAACGAAUACAUCAGAGGAAGCUACAAGGUCGCCCCCAUCACCGACAAGAUUCAAGAAUCCCGAUUGAGAUGGUACGGACAUAUCAUGAGACGCGACAAAGACCAUGUCGUGAGGAAAGCCCUUGCACUACCAAAUAAUAAGAGAGGCAGAGGCCGCCCGCCUGCUACGUGGUGGUCCACCAUAUCAAUGGAUUUGGAACAGAGCCAGUUGAACAAACAGACAACCCAGGAUCGACCGACCUGGCGCUUAAGAACGAGGAGGGCCGACCCCAAAUAA